Wallemia mellicola CBS 633.66 is the source of this 4682-nucleotide messenger RNA. Its product is annotated as ABC multidrug transporter. The transcript is spliced from 5 exons. The coding region runs from base 141 to 4610 and encodes 1489 amino acids. Gene Ontology annotation, biological process: transmembrane transport. Gene Ontology annotation, molecular function: ATP hydrolysis activity; ABC-type transporter activity; ATP binding. Gene Ontology annotation, cellular component: membrane. The record is from RefSeq and is a predicted model, not a curated record. Lineage: Eukaryota; Fungi; Basidiomycota; Wallemiomycetes; Wallemiales; Wallemiaceae.
GUAGCUCUCUAUUAUAUUACCGGUAUCUGUUUCCUACAUGUUUGUAUACUUAUUAGACCAAGUUCUCGACCUUAUAUAUAAUCUGCGAUGUAGUCGCAUGUACUUCUCUAACUUGUAUCAUUAACAUCGAAUAUCGUUGUAUGCCGACAAAACAGUCCAUUCAACCACUCAGAAUUGAGGAAUACAACUGGGACUCAGAGAACAAUGUAAACGUAGAAGAUUCAAAGCAAGUAUUCUAUGAUCUCUCUAGGAGGUUGAGCGGUGAAUCCAAACAACAACAAACGCCUGCUGACGCUAGAAGGCCUUCGCUUGGCAUCUCGGAAGCAACCGUCAAUGAGGAAAAUGAGGAGGUGUCUGAGGAAAAGGACUUCGAUUUAAAAACAUUCAUUGAAGGUGAUAGGAAGAGAUAUACUGAAGCAGGUAAGACACACAAACCACACUUGGGACUUACAUGGAAAGAUCUCACGGUUAAAGGUGCCGGAAGUGGAUCCACCUUCGUCAAAACCUUUCCAGAGGCUAUCGUGUCAACAUUUGGUCCUGAUGCUUAUUAUUUCAUUACUGGUUACAUUCCUCAAUUGAAGAUAUUUGGUAAAAAGCCACCCAUUCGCAACUUGGUUAACUCAUUUACUGGUACUCUACAUGGACGUGAAAUGAUGUUGGUUUUGGGUAGACCCGGAAGCGGCUGUACCACCUUCCUCAAAGCACUUGCAAACAAGAGAGAAGAUUUUGUCUCAGUCGACGGUCAUGUUAGUUAUGGUGGACUCUCAUCAGAAGAAGUCAAGAAGAAGUACCGUGGUGAGGUCGUUAUAAACACAGAGGAAGAUAUUCACUUCCCAACUCUCACUGUUGCUCAAACACUCGCAUUCGCAAUUCGUGAGAAAGUACCACGUAUACGUCCACCAGGUAUGAAAAGAUCAGAAUUUGUCAAUUAUAUCCUUGAAGCACUCUUGAAGAUUUUCGGUAUCGAACACACUGCUAACACGAUUGUCGGAAACGAUGUUGUUAGAGGUGUCUCUGGUGGUGAGCGCAAGAGAGUCUCAAUUGCUGAAACUCUUAUUAGUCGCGCAUCUGUAAUGUGUUGGGACAAUUCUACACGUGGUUUGGAUGCCAGCACGGCGGUUGACUACGUGCGCUCUUUGAGAAUUAUUACAGAUAUAACCGGUGGUACAUCAAUCGCAACCCUUUAUCAAGCUGGUGAAGGUAUAUAUGAGCUGUUCGAUAAGGUAUGCGUCAUUGAUGAAGGUCGCUGUAUCUUCUAUGGUCCAGCAAACGAGGCAUGUGCGUACUUUGAGAGCAUAGGUUUCUACAAACCACCACGUCAAACCUCGGCAGAUUUCUUGACGGGAAUCACAGACAUUCACGAGCGUACUAUCAAAGAAGGCUGGGAAAGCCUUGCCCCACGUACGCCUGAAGAGCUUGAACGAGCAUAUAGGAACUCUCACUACUAUCAACGUGCUGUCGCUUCUGCUGAUGAAUCAUUUGAUGCCGAGAAGGAUCAGUUAGACGACUUCAAGAAAUCCGUUCGGGAAGAUAAGAAGAGACGUAUGGCUAAGAGCUCACCUUACACUGUCUCAUACACUGAACAAAUUUAUUAUUGCUUUAUUCGUCAAAUUCAAUUACAACUUGGACAAUUAGAUGGUCAUUAUACUAAGCUUGGAACAAUUCUCAUUUGCUCAUUUGUCGUCGCGUCGCUAUUCUAUGGUGAAGCACAAAGUUCCGGUGGAGCGUUUGGUCGCGGUGGUGUUCUAUUCUUCUCUAUUUUGUUCAUUGGUUGGUUACAGCUACCAGAGAUUUGGGAUGCUGUGAAUGGCCGUGUUAUCAUUCAGAGACACAAGGAGUUCGCUUACUAUCGUCCAUCUGCUGUCGUUUUUGCUAGAGUAUUAUGCGACAUACCCCUACUCUUUGUUUUUGUCUCUCUGAUGGCAAUCAUUGUCUAUUUCUUGGCUUCACUUCAAUACGAGGCUGGAAAGUUCUGGAUUUACUACUUAUUUGUAUAUAGCAGUGCAUUUGCACUCACUCAAUUCUAUCGUGCAGUUAGUGCACUCAGUCCAACCUUCAACGAAGGUUUGAGAUUCUCAGUAGCUGCAUUCAACAUCGCUGUUGUAUUCGUUGGUUAUGUAAUUCCUCGUAUGGACAUGCCGUCAUGGUUCAAGUGGAUCUCCUACAUCAAUCCUCUUCCAUUCGCAUUCGAGGCUGUCAUGGCUAAUGAAUUCCAUGGUAUGACACUUACAUGCGAUGAGUCGUCUAUUGUUCCCCUUGGCGCACCUGGUUCGGAAGAACAAUAUCAAACAUGCGCAUUCCAAGGUUCUGUACCAGGUAGUUUGACUAUUUCUGGAGACGACUACAUUCAAACAGCCUUCGGAUACAGUUAUUCCCACGUUUGGCCAAACUUUGGUUAUAUCAUGGCUUAUACAGUUGGUUACAUCGCAGCUACAGCUAUUCUGAAUGAGUUGUUCGAUUUCUCAGGAAACGGUGGCGGUGUUACUGUAUUUGCUAAAACUGAGAAAGGUAAAGCCAAGGCUAAAGAAACCGAGAAAGCGCUCACUGGAGAUAUUGAGAGUGGAAUUACGACAAAUUCAGUUGAAGAGAAAGGCGCAGCUAUUGAUAUCAAACCUGGCGCUAUCAAACCAUCUGAAGCUGACUUUACUUUCAAGAAUGUUACCUAUACCGUUCCAACUGCUACCGGAGACAAACGACUUCUUGAUAACAUCACAGGAUAUGUCAGACCUGGUACCAUCACAGCUCUUAUGGGUGCAUCUGGAGCAGGUAAAACAACCCUUCUGAAUACACUUUCUCAAAGAAUGACAAUGGGUGUUGUUACUGGUGAUAUGUUGAUCGAUGGUAAACCACUCGAACUUAACUCGUUCCAAAGAGGUACUGGUUAUGUUCAGCAAGGUGAUUUACACGAUCCUUAUGCUACUGUUCGCGAAUCAGUUGAAUUCUCAGCUAUUCUGAGACAACCACGUGAAACACCUCGUGCUGAGGUUCUCGAAUAUGUCGAUCAAGUUCUCGAGCUUCUUGAAUUAAAGGAAUUAGAAGAUGCUAUCAUUGGUUCACCUGAAGCUGGUUUGGGUGUCGAACAACGUAAGAGAGUAACAAUUGCGGUUGAAUUGGCAGCUAAACCAGAUGUACUUCUCUUCCUUGAUGAACCAACUUCAGGUUUAGAUUCCCAAUCAGCAUACUCGAUUGGUCGUUUUAUGAACAAGCUUGCAGAUGCCGGUCAAGCUAUAUUAUGUACAAUUCACCAACCUUCGAGUUUACUCUUUACGGAAUUCUUCGACCGUCUACUUUUGCUUGCUCCUGGCGGUAAAGUCGUUUACCAAGGUCCUGUUGGAGAUAAUGGGUCGGCUAUUGUAGACUACUUCAAGCGUAUUGGUGCUCGAGAAUGUCAACCUCACGAAAAUGUAGCUGAAUACGCUAUCGAAACGAUCGCUUACGGACGUGAUGCUAAGGGAAACAAAGUCAGCUUUUCAGAUCUUUACCGUGACUCAGAGGAAGCGACGAAUGUGUUGAAAGAAGUAGACAGAAUCAAUGCCGAGAAAUCCCAAAAGCCAAAGGAACUAAACAAGAUGAUGACCAGGACAUACUCCCAACCGCUUGCUGUCCAAUGCAAGCUCCUCAGUGAGAGACUUCUCAAGAAUUAUUGGCGAGAUAGCUCAUACGGUUACGGAAAGCUCUUCACAACGGUUAUAAUUGCAAUCUUCAACGGUUUCACUUUCUUUAAAGUUGGUACAACACAAACUGACUUACAAUCUCGCAUGUUCAGUAUAUUCUUGAUGAUCUUACUGCCACCUGCAAUCAUCAACGCUUUAGUUCCAAAGUAUUUCACUAUGUAUGGUCUUUACAACACCCGGGAGGGUCUUAGUAAGACAUACUCAUGGUUUGCAUUUGUCACUAGCUUCAUUAUAGCUGAAAUGCCUUAUGCUCUCCUGAAAGCUGUAGUUUAUUGGAUUAUUUCAUAUUGGCCCGUUGGAUUCACACACGAUGGUAACGAUAUCAGAACGGGCAGUGAUGCAGCACUCACUUUCAUGUUAACACUUUUCUUCUUCGUAUUCCAGGCACUCUGGAGCAUUUGGUUAUGUACCUCUGCACCCACUCCUCAGUUCGUUUUCAAUACUAUGACUUUCCACCUUGUUAUUCUCAACUUGGUUAAUGGUAUCAUCAUACAAUACGAUGCAAUUCCCGUCAUAUGGCGUUAUACAAUCUACUAUAUCAACCCAAUAACAUACUUCCUUGGUGGUAUGAUUGGCGCUACUACAGGAAACGUUAAUAUCAACUGCAACCAGAGGGAACUCGCCACUUUUGAUCCACCGCUAGGACAGAGUUGUGAAUCUUACGCUGGUGUCUACGCGGAAAAUGCUCCAGGUUAUUUAUUGAAUGGAGAUGCAACAUCCGCCUGUCAAUAUUGUCCGAUGAGUGACUCAAGCGGAUUCUUAGAGAGCAUCCACGUCUUCCAAGGUUCCGGAUGGCCUUGGGGUUACUUCGGUAUCUUUUCACUUUACAUUUUCUCAAACUUAUUUUUGGCAUAUGCACUCUACUACGUUACCAAGGUCCUAAAGUUCUCACCAACAACGUUCAUGAAGAACUUAUUCAAAAAAGAUAGGAAAUAAACAACAAAAUCGCGCAUCAUUUCUUUUGGAUAUAAUGUUUCACUUUUAUGAUGACCUCUUAAUACUGUAAAC